CGAUAAUUUGCCCGACGUGCGCUUUGUUGAUUUUACCUGCAUUCUACCUUGCUACGCAUCUCUUAUUCUCGAGUUGUAGUACAUACAUACCGCCUUUGUCACUUUCUGAUUUUGGUGCGCACUGGCGACUGGCAAUGCCUGGACGCUGGGUUUGAUCAUUGCUAUGUGUGCAUCAUGACGAGUCGGUGUUGCUGAGCCUCGUCAUAUGACUGUAUGGCUAUAUUUCGCAGAAUUAUUUCGAAUCGCCCGUAAUGGACGACGUGAAGCCCACCGCAAGAUGGGCCAACCGCAUGUUGCGCCCCUUGGCCUCCAUCUACCGCCGACUCGAGAAACACAAUGAGACAUUAGCGAUUAUUGCAGCCGAUUCGCGCAUACGUGAACAUAAUACAAACAUUCAUACGCAAAAACAAGGGACCGGUGACGCUGUGAAGGCACAAGACAAUGACUCGGGGUCAGACGCGGAUGAGGAUGACCCAGUCUGGGUGCCAGGGAAGAAGCCCGAUCAGCGGCGCGUGCGGCAUAAAUACUCGUCCCGGGGAGAAGGUAGAGGGGGAAAAAGGCGAAGCCGACUGUCCAUACAGAGCCCAGAAGCAAGUCGUACUCUGCCCGGUGCGAUUGAGCUGGCAACCCCGGUGAUCACUGGAAAGCGAUGGGAGGCGCCAACAAGUGCUCAAUCACAAUUCUCGGUGGAACAGAAGAGGAAAACGAAACCGCAUGGACAAUUACAGGCCUUCCGUGACAAGUACCCUCUUCACAAGAGCCCUUGGCAAGAAAUCCUCGGGCAGUCUGGCGACGCGGGAUUCGCCAGCAUAGUACAUAAUCUCGACCGCAUCCUUCAGAACUUUCUGUGCAAUACCCGCAUUAGAAUACGUGAGAACAAGGACUCGGUCCAGCCCGUCCGUGGAACUCGAUCUUUAAUGUCGACAGUGGUACGACGAUUGCCCGAAUUCAUUGCAAACGAGCAGGCUGCCCAUGACGAGUUGGAAGACGAUGGAGACGAAGACAUGUGUGACGCAUAUUUCACUGAAUUGGAAAGUUAUUACGCGCCCCAUGGUCAAGGGUGGAAGCCGCUUCGCGAGGCUGUUCGAGCGCAGGGUAUUUACCUGGUUUCGACCAUGAUCGUGAACGGGUGGUUGACGGAUUCGAUUGCGUGUGCGCUGAUUGAGAUGUGUCGAUAUCACGAGCCAGACGCUUGUGAAUCAUUGCUAUCGAUAUUUCUAUCUACACGCACAGGCUAUCAUCACCCCGUCGCCCUCAAGCCUCCUACCGACUCGAAUGAGCCGGGUGAUCCUAUCAGACUACUCCGCAAAUACGCGCAUCACGGCCCGGCUCAUCGCUCGUACAUUUUUGAUGAGCUUUCCAAGCUUCUUACGCGUGGUGUUCUGCCUCCAGAGUGGAUGGCGACCAAGUCAUGGACUAGUUGGAUGACACGGGCAACGAUAUCAUUUUCGAGAGGGGAUCAUGACUGUGCCUCUGCCUCACGGCUGAUCGAAGCCGUUCUCGUAUCAGCUGCCGAUAUCAUACCGAGUGUUGUAGCCCCAGGAUCAGAACAAGACGAUAAAGGUGACCGCGGUUGUGUACAUGAGAGGCAAACGCGGACCUCUUCUCUCUCAACUACGGACAAACUUGAUCUCUCUCGGAAGUGCCCUGUUCCAGUGGAAGAUGCGCUGAGCAACCAUGUGACGAGUCUUCUGGCAGCGCUGUGCGGCAUGCACAUCUCGCGAUCCCGUGAGCUUGAUGAUCUGAACGACUUCGAAGGAACAAAAGCUGGCCAUGUCAUCAACUAUCUCUGCUCUACCCUGGAGAAAGACAUGGAAUGGCAGCCGCUUUCUCAUAUUACCACUUUAACAUUCCAUCAGCUACUGAGGCGCGGUUGCAUCAUACUAGCGGAUUGUCUGUUGCAAUGUAACGAUGCAGUCUUAAAGACUGACCAUCGACCUAUUGUUGGCUCUACGGCCAUUCUUGAACGAUAUUGUGAGACAUUGGCAUCUCGCUCUGCCCUAGUCAAAGAGUUGGCCUUGUUUGUGCGGCAAGCCUUUCGAUGUUUUGGCAGUAGCACGGAUGAUGAACGCCUCUACAUGGGCCGCGAAGUGCGCCGAAUGGUGUCUCGGCUUCCUAGAAUGUCUGACGCGCCAUCUUUGUCUACUUUUCUAGGCCGGGUGGCCGUCGAGGUUGCUAUGGAAUUUGCAGAAAGCACCGGCGAACCAGAUGAUCAUGUGUGGGCUGUUGAGGUUCAAGAGACGGUCAUAUCUCUCGUGGGUAAGAAGGAGACUAGUCCGGUCUCCUUGGAGGAAUCGGAGGACCAGAGACCUCGGGGUGGCUGUUUUCGCUGGGAGGAGAGCAUUGGUGAGUGGGUUGCUCGUACUCCGGAAGUCAAGUUAAACGCACCACCGACCAGGGUUCGUCCUUCUUUGACUCCAAGGCCAAUGCCCUGCAUUCCAUGUUCCACAGAUAGCAGCUCGCCCGAGUCAGACCCCGAAUCUGAUCGCUUCAUGGAAACCUCUUCGUUGACCUCUUCUCCCCCAUCGGCUGGGUUGAAACGAACCAUUGAGUGCACAGAUUCUUCGCCCCUGCAGUCAGCUAAACGCCGACGGCCAGCCCCUGUCAUCGUGGAACAACAAGGGAAGAACGUCAGGAGAAGGAGUGGGCUCUCGUCUGCUGCUGCUGCCCCUAGAUAUCCAUCUCUAGAGCCUGUGCCCUCACAGCGUCGGGCUCUACGUGAGCUAUCUUGUCGCAUUAAAAAUAUGGAGGCAGCCCCGACGUCAGAAAAACCCGCCACCAAGGUCGAGGUAGUGAUUAUCAACAAGAAGGUCCCUGAGACCCCUCCUCUCGAGACUGGUUCCGAGUCAGAGCCGGAUUUGUUUGAGAAGCAGAUUCAUCGACCUGUGGAGCGGCGCAGGUCUGGGCGAUCUCGUAUCUCGAUUCUCCCCAGCCGAGGCCCACUAGUGGUGGCCCGGCGCAAGUCGAUGGUGAUACCUUGCUCAGAAGACGACAGCGAUGACGAGCUUAGCUUCUUCUGAACGAGCUACCGAUUGAGAUGAAGGACUCUUUGCCAAUUAGGGUCUGGUGGUCUAUCCUUGGUUCAGGGUGUACUCUAUCGCAGUUUUACAUUGCGAUCGGGUCGUCUUUGAUAGAUUGCUGCACGCGUGAGAGUGUAAUGCGCCCGAGCGUGUCCCGGCGCCUACACGGCCUCGAGCCGGACAGUUCAUUUUCAUGCCUUCCCAUGAGUGGAUGUGAGCGGUUAGGAGAUGAGGUAGUGUUUUGAGGCCCCCCUCUUGUUUAGAUUUUGGGAGAUUUGGUGUUUGGGACCUACUGUAUUAUGCUUUGAUACCCCGGGCUUUGGACUGGUUUUGCUCUUCAUUUUAGGGGUUUUGCCUUGUACUGAUUACAUUUAACAUCCUUUCCUUGCUGUCUAUUCAUUUACGUAUUUGAUUACCCGGUUAUGGGUCGAGAGAGAUACCCAUAACUCAGCCUGGAUGUGCAUUCCUCCACCUUCCGCAUUUGUUAAAACUGGUACUUGAAAGCUUAGCAUGGUCGGAUCUGGAAUGCUAGUGUAUUGUAGAGAGG
Penicillium brasilianum is the source of this 3567-nucleotide messenger RNA. The record is from the annotation of a GenBank genome assembly. NCBI's taxonomy places the organism in Eukaryota, Fungi, Ascomycota, Eurotiomycetes, Eurotiales, Aspergillaceae.